UCAUCUUAUUGACGUGGAUGUAGAGGCAUGUCGCUGGCGCGUAGUACAAUUUAUAAAGUUGUAUAUUAAUUACAGUAUAAUAAAGCAUGCGGGGGACGAGGGGGCGCGCCGCGCUCUCAUAUUCCGUAUAUUGAUUGUGUGCGAGGGGGCCGGGGCAAGGAGGGGGCCACAGCGUGCCCCACUCUGUUUUUUACGACACGGCUUUCUGUGUAACAUAAUUAUUGUAUUAAAUUUUGUGAAAUGUCUCGGUGUUACUUGUGAAAAAUCUGGGUGCCGGAAACGCGAAUACGAGAUGCAGGGGCUGGUGAGCGACAAGACGUUCCACUUGAAGUGGAACAACCACCUGCAGAACCUGAGCCAGCUGUUUACGACCAUCUACUCGUCGUCAGCGCUGGCGGACGUCACGCUCUCCUGCCGCGAUGGGACCCUCAAGGCGCACAAACUUGUGCUCUCAGCUUGUAGUCCGUAUUUCGAACAAAUAUUCAAGGACAAUCCAUGUCAGCACCCCAUCGUGAUUUUAAAAGGGAUCCCUUUUUCUGAGAUCAACCUCCUUGUGGAAUUCAUGUACAAAGGGUCAGUGGAUGUUCAAGAAUUGGACCUGCAGUCAUUAAUGCAUACAGCUUCCGAGUUAGAGAUCCGAGGACUAGCUUAUGAAGCUCGUGACAAUGCUGCCCAGCUUUUAAAUGUGAAUUUAGAGUACCCCACAACAUAUCCACAGACAGCAACUUCCACUCAAUCCUCGUUUCAACAAGCUCGUGCAACAGACGUUGAAAGACUAAAACAGAUACACAUGUACCAGCAAUCAAUGAUGCGUGCCGAAGAGAUUAGGCGGAGGCGUCGCGACGACAACCCUGGAACGCACACGGCGGUCAAUAAUAUUUUAGCUGCUGCAGCCAGGGAAAUGGAAGAGGCUAGGAAUGCUGCAAGAGUCAGCGAACGCGUCGCUGCCACUAUACAGACGGAGCACGAGCAGGCUCUCGCAGCGGCCACGUCAACGACACCAGAACUAAAGCGUGAAUCUGAAGACGAUCGCCCCAAAAAACGGGUCUCGAUUUUGUCACCGGAAGACGACAAAAUGAGGGCCAAGAAGAAACCUAUGACAGUACGUUUCCAAGACGAGAAAGCUGACGAAAGAUCCAGCAAAGUGACUUCACCCGGGGCGGCCAGUAAUGAUUCGUUGAACAAGAACGACACUACGAGCGGUAUUAAGGUGGUGCAACUCUCGAUGCUACAGAAGCCCCCGAACAACGAACACGACGACUCCGACGAGAAGUCUGGUCACAAAGGCGUGAUGGACGACGACGAGGAAACAGAUUCGAGCGGUUCGAUGUCGGAUUCGGCCGCGAACGACGCGCAGGACGGGCGCCCGCACGUCUGCGACGUGUGCGAUCUGAGAUUCCAAAGGUCAUCGCAUCUGAGCCGCCACAAGCUGACCCACACGGGCGAGCGACCCUACACGUGCGGCGGCUGCGGGAGGUCCUUCGCUAGAUCUGACAAGCUACGAAUGCACACCAAGAUCUGUGAGAGGGAGGACCCAACGGUGGACAUGACAAACGACGCGCCGUCGAAUAAACGCGAGAGCAACUCUGAAGUGAUGUCCGGCAUGGUGCGGAGCACGCACCGCGAGUCCGGCCACCUGGUGUUCACGCCGGGCGGUGACGUCAUGCUGCCCCCCCGCCCCGCGCCCGCCGUGCUGGAGCGCGCCGACCCCCCGCCCGACGGCAUGCUCGACCCCCCGCGGAGGGGACGCGGCCGGCCCAGGAAGACUCCUCUGCCUCUAACGCCUAAAAUCAAGAAGAAGAGAGGUCGUCCCCCUAAGACAUCGCUCGACCUGGAAGGUUGCGUACUAACGAGCGGCUCAGUGAUGGGUCCGAGCCCUCAGCAGAUCUCCCACAUCACGACUCCCUCCGGACACCAACUGUUACUCAAGAGGAAACGUGGACGACCUCCGAAGAAUUAUUUCAUGCCCAAACAAGGUAUGGAUGUCGAUUUAGCGAUGCAGUACGGACUAGCCGCUGAACUGAACAAAAUUUAUGGACGUCCGAACGAAAACUACAAUGCGACUAAUCUACCCUUCGGCGACUUCUCGUACCUGACGGAAAUGAUCUACAACCCCAUGACGUACAGCUACGGCGUGACCAGCGUCGACCCGGACCGGAACGUCGACACCGACCAGAGCAUGUCCACCGAGCCGCACGACCGGACCAUCGACGUGUCCGACACGUCAUCGGACGACGACGACUCGCGAGUCGAGCCGGAAGAGAACAUCCCUGCCGUUGCCAUGGAAACGCAGAUCAUGACCGUCGGCGACUGUCAGAUCGUCAAACUUCCCGCCAACAACGAUGAUAAGGACGACAAAAUUGAUCAAUCGGCUGAGGGUAGUGUAGUGACGUCAUCGACUCCUAGCUCGGUCACCAUCACCCCUAUAACCACAGUGGGCGACUGCACCAUACGGCCCGUCGAGAACACAUAAUGUGUGCAACCGUCUGUCCCCAUAAUAUGCGGAGGUCUGCUUCUAUGGUUCGUGUGAGCGCGUCGCGACGUUUCCCUGUAAUCGAUUAUUUUAAUUAUGUCGAUAGUAUCGAUCGAUACUGAAUCAGUAUUCUACUUAGGUAUAGUUUUACAAAUUUUAAACUUUUUAGUUUUAAUCAUACAAUACAUCAUCCGGUUUUCGAGUGUCGUAACGUUGUUAAUUAACGAUAAGAAUAAUUGGAAUUGAAAUUUUUUUUAUCGAUUUUUUGAUGAAUCGUUUUUGGUUUGGCACGACAAAAAAUACUCUUGUACAAACGUUAUAUGGUUUAGGGUUUUAGUUUGUAAGAAUGAAAGACUUAUGAAACGACAUAGUUAAAUUACAGGGAGACGCCAUGUUCGCUCACUGCGGAGUCGAGCUGGUAUGGGGAGGGCACGAUUAUCCAUUGUGGUAGCAUUUAAUUAUAAUGGCAUUUACAUGCGCCAUAAAAACAACACUAUUAUAUACUAUAAAGACAACGCUUCGAGAUACUGCAGGUUUUCUUAACUAGGGUUGAGAUAAUCGAUAAUCGAUGCGUAGUUCAACAAAACUUUUUAGUAGUGAUAUCUCGAACAACUUAUAUAAACAUAUUAUGACUAAACUUACUAAUCGAUUUAACAGUACCCACACGUGAGCGCUACAUAUUUUAUAGAUAUUUCUUUUUCAAUGGUUCGUAUUUAUUCUUGAGUUAUAUGAAUCAUGUAAGUCUUCCGUAUUCGUAAUGCUACUACAAUGACAUUGACAAAAACCAUCGAGUAUUCCUUGAAUUAGGUUUUGACUGUCGACCCGUGCAUUUAAGGAAUCAGCGAGGAAUAUUAAUUUAUUUCAUUCGAACGUUUUAUUUUAUAAACGCCAUAAGCUUUACAAUUUAAUUAAACGUGAUACUCAUAUAUAUACCUGUGUACCAGAACAAAUUCGUCACAAUCCAACAAACUUUCUACGUAAUAUAAUUAACUAGGGAUAUAAUAAUAAUAAUAAAAAACAAACAAACAAACAAAAUAGUUUCGUAUUAUUUUUACAUUAAACAUAACACCAAAUACAGAUUGAAUAUUAGUCUCGGCGGAAAGCUCCCUCUGCACAUUGACUAAUAGAUUUAAUAUUUUGCGAAUAUAUAACUAUACAUUAGGCGCGUCGUAACACGCGAAGUUACGAAGCGAUAAUAUUUAGAUGCGCUGUUCGCGACAUGCACUAACGAAGUUGCCUUCAAUGGUUUUAACUGUAAUCGUAUUGUAAUAAGGGGCACUUCUCAAAAAUAUUACACUUGCGGCCACGAACGCGUCGGCAGUGUAGAUCUCUCGGUCGAUCUGAUGCAACACGAGAGACUGACUUCCAUUAUAUAUGUUAACGUUAAUAUUUUUGAGCAGUGCGAUAAAGUUUCGUGUAAAUUAUCGAACAAGUCGCGUUCGUAUCGAUAAUAUAUAAAGAAUAUCGAUAGGUUUAAUCACUCAAUACUCUAAUCGGUUUUAAAACGAUUUUCUCAAUUUAUUAUUGUGUAGGAGGAAAUCGAUUAAAUAAUAAUCGCGAACGAUCAAACCUAACCUUGUGUUUAAAUUUAUAAGCGGUGUUCGUAUAAUAAAUGUUUGGGUUUGAUUCGAUCGAUGUAAUAAUUCCCGAGAAUUGUCUGUGGUGGUUUUGAUUCCACAAAAAAAAUAAGAAGGUCUGAUCUAUUCGGUAUAUAUGGAAAUUUUCGUGCAUUUUUUUUUGGUGUUGUCAAUCUGUAGACUGUCUUUUUUGGAUCAAUUAUUGAAGAAAUACCUUCUGUUUCGAACAGGGUUAAAUUAUCGAUGUUUUAGUGAAGUGAUUAUUGGAUGACUUUUAUUUAUUUAUUGCAUAAACAAUGGUGAAUCCUAAUCUGGUGGUAAGUGGUUAAUCUGAGUUCAUAGACAUAUCACAACGUGAAUGUCGCCAGUGAGACUUCAAAAAUAUAUAUCAAUUGUUCUGUAAUUAGACAUGUUACAAUUAUCGCGAGUUUAUUACACGAUGUUAUUCGUGCGCCAUUGAAGUCAUUCAUGAACAUUUGUCAAGUACGUAUUUCAUUACAAAAAUUGGUAGCUGCCCGUGAGAUUCGAACACCGGCACAGUCGCAUCGCUUGAUACGAAUGUACCGGGCGACUUAUCUUUCAGCCUAAGACGACUUCAAUGAACAAUAAGUUUUCAUUGCCCAUUCACUUUUCAAUCGCGAAACAAACUCGGGUGUCCAUAAUUUUGCUUCUUAAAAGGUAAAUUGAUCCUGAAUUCUAACCAGCCCAUUUACUAGACAACUUUCAAACAACCUCUAAAGCUAAAAGUAACAUUAAAUUUUUCUAGUGAUGAUAUUUUCAAACCGCGCGUUCCGAUGUUGUCUCUAUUGUCAAAUUGUCUGACUGACAUUACCGACGAUAUAUUUUUUACUGGCUCCAAUUAGAGCCACCACAGACGCGUCUCAAUAAAAAUGGCGCGAACUUAGAAUCUGAUUGGCUGUAUGUACGCCGUUUCCUUAGGCAUAAACUAGUUGCGCACGCUACGUCGCCUCUCAUGCUCUUGUAUCGGCCACUGUGAAUACUAGACUGUAGUUUAUGUAGUGUCUUAGUAAUGUAAUAUUCUAAAUAUUGAUAACGACUCGGCAACACCACGCGAACAAGUGAUACAUACAUACGUCUUAGCUGAUUAUUUGUAGUGGAACUUGUAACGUUAAUAACAAUAUUUAUAUGUUUAUUUUAAUUUUGCUCGGUAAUGCGAAGAAAAAAAAAUGUUUUUUUUUUCUUUCAAAAACGUGAUUCUUUGUAAUACAUGUUUUGAAUCAAAUAUCAAGAUUAUUUUUAAAUAGAUUUCUCCACUAUUUAAUGGAUGUUAUUAUACAUAUAAACCUUCCUCUUCAAUCACUCCAUCUAUUAAAAAAAACCGCAUCAAAAUCCGUUGCGUAGUUUUAAAGAUUUAAGCAUACAUAGGGAUAUAGGGACAGAGAAAGCGAGUUUGCUUUAUACUAUGUAGUGAUAAUACAAUCGCGGACUAUGACUAGUGUUAGAUAUUUCUACCUGCAGAGACUGAUGGGGUAGCUAAGUACGUGAAUUUCGGUGACAAUUAUGUUUCGCGUAAUUCCAGUUAUUGUGUUUAUUCAUAAUAAUAGUGUCGGUGUGUGCCUUAGACCGAGUUGGACCUGACUCUAUCGGUCUAGUGGUGCGUUAUUCGGAACAGCACUCUAAGGAAUGUGCAUUCGAUUUCCGGCUGGUGGACUUUGUUAAAGUUAUCCGAUAAUACAUAGUGUGUUUGUGAAAAAUUUCAGCUUGGGUUUUUAAUUUAGAACGUUUGGGAAAAGAAAACGAUCUUUGGAUUUAAAAAAAAAGCUUUUAACACGCAGUUCAUUAAAGAGUUAUUACCCAAAAAAAGGUGUUUAGCAAACUCAAUAUCAAAAUGAUAUUUGAUUCAAAAUUCGUAAACAGAGAAUGCAAAUAAGAACCCCACAACACAAAGACAGCUACUCGCUAAUGGUGGCUGUUAGACAGCCAAUGUUGGCGCUUCUAAAUUAGUUCCUCGUUUUAUUUAUAAUUUUCAAAUCCAAAAUAUUGUUUAAAAAUUAAAACUUUGCAUAUUUAACAAAAAUAUCUUUAUAUAUAUAUAACAAAAAUAUCUUCAAAGUAUUAAAACUCUUAAUUGGUAAACGUAUUUUCUUUAAUCUGUACAGUAGUAUAUAGUUCCUAACAUGUAAUCGAUACAAAAUUAUAACCCUCUUGGAAUAUUAGUGUAGGAAAGUAAAGUUAAUUUUUAUUUUGGGGCCGCGUCGCCUUUACCGUAUAAUAAAAUUAAAAAAAAAACAGAAUCAACAAUAUUUCGUAUGGCAACAUUAUCUGAAAAACAUAACAAAUUGACUUAACACCGAUUUAGAACUGACAUUUGAGUUUAGCAACCGGCGGCGCGGCGUCCAUGCUAGUGAUAAGUUUUUUUAUUUUAUUUUAUUUCGUAAUUCAAUCCUUUUAAUUAUUAUUAUUAUUUUUAAAGUAUUCAUUAAUCGUCUAAUCAUUGAAUCGAUUUCGUUGACGGAAUAGUUAUUACGUAUUUUAAUGAAGACUGCUCGGUAUCGCUUUCUGUUCGUAUUAUUUCGCUUGAUGUCCUUAAUUUUGUAUUUGCAAUCGUUCAAAUACGAAUAUCGUAUCUGACAAUAUUUAACACUAGCUGACCCGGCAAACUUCGUACUGCCUCAAUCGAUACAUAAAAGAUCUAAGCUUUUGUAUAAAAUAAACUUAAAACAAACAAAAGGAAUCCGUCCGACGGGGGACACAUCAAAAGGAAAAACAAAAUUGUUAUUUUUAUUUAAUUCCGAGCAUUUUCAGAUUUAUCUAUCUUUUAAACGUUCUCUGGACUUCCACAAAUAAUUCAAGACCAAAAUUAGCCAAAUCGGUCCAGCUUUUCUCGAGUUUUAGCGAGACUAACGAACAGCAAUUCAUUUUUAUAUAUAUAGAUUUAGUACGCAACAGUGCGUUCAUCCAAUCAUUGACAAUUCAAAUGUUAUUCACAAUUUGAACUAAAAAUAAUAAUGACUCUUGAAAAUAUUAAAUCUUCGUGAAUAUUAAGCAAACGAAAAAAUCGCUUGAUAAGCAGAGAACAAAAUUGUUCUAAGCUAUUUUGUUUUUCCCAAUUUCGUAUAAAGAUAUGUGCAGAAAAUUUCUUUGUAAUUUCAGAGGCAAGACUGAAUACGCUAAUUCUUUUUAACAUUAUUCUUGAUACUGUCUUUGGAGUAUCGUGUUAUUAAUUAUCAAUUUAUUCAUGUUUCUUGUCCAUUCCCAGUGCAAUCAUCAAAGAAAUUAUAAAGAUUGACCGCUAUUUUCGGCCCAAACCUCUAUAGUUUAAACUUUAAUUUUAGACUGAAUCAGUUCUGCAUAACCACAUCCAUCGAAUUAAGUUUUCGCAUCGACAACUCAUCAUGGAUAUUUAUUAAUUUGGUUAUUUAUUGUCUGCGAAGUCGACUGAGCGAUUGCGAGUACAAAGAGUUGUAUUGUAUAAGUAGCCCUCGAGAGGCAUUGAAGCUGAGUCUCAGGCGGCAAGCUAAGCUUAUUGAGAAUUAUUUAAUAUAGGAAUCUGUAUUUUUAUAAUGAUACUUAAGAUAAGUUGAGGGGAGCCGGUAUUGGAUUUGUUUGCGAUUUGAUCUAUUCAUUUUUAUACUUGUGUUAUUGUGGAAGCCCUAUUGGCUCGGUUGGCCUGGUUAAGUUUAAAGAGCUGUUCUGAUUGGUUGAUAUAUAUAUACAUACACCUUUCUGUCAUUAACAUCGAUUUCCCUCAUUAAAUUCGUGUACACGAGAAAUAAAUACAUAUUUUAUAUCAAUUGCGUUUACGAUCGAGGUAUUUAUUUAUCAUUAUAUUAAAUGAAAAAGUAUUUCAUGUAAAAUGUACACAGAUUUUGUGUUUUUUUUUUUUAAUGUUUGUUUACUUCAAUGAUUAUCGGGCUACAUGAUAGCGGGUGUGUCGUUAAAAUCGUUGUUUAAGUUAAGUUAAGUUACGUAUUUAAACACAAGCAUACUUAAAAGAGGUUAUUGAAAUUUUAAAUUUAAGGUGAAAUUUACAUAAUACCAUACUUAGCUUGGGAUCACUAUCAACAUGGCCCAUGCGUUGCGGCAGUCAAUUAGAAAAGUGUAAAAUUUUACUUUUUGUUACUCACCACUAUAUUUCAAAUUAACAAAAAUAAAAACUUAAUUAAACGACAAUUCCGAAGACAUCGUGCUUAAAAUUAAAAAAAUAUACCAGCGCCGCAACGCAAAAACUCGAUUUAAAUACCUAAAUAUUUUUUUGAAAUACCCUCACUCCAAGUUCCAUUACAUAUUAUUUAUAAUUUAACGUCUUCUAAAUUACCUACAAUAGGCGAUUCGUUUAGAUAUUAAAAAUGUAAUGACCCCACACUUGAAAACGUUAACAAUAGAGACGUUAUUGGUAAUUUUUAAUUUUUAUUUAUUCCAAAAAAUUACAUGUCCUUAUAUAUCUAAAAUACACAAGUUUUUUUUAAAAUCGCGAACACGUAUCGUUGGAAACAAUUAAAGGAAAUUAAUAAAUGCGAGAUUAAGUCGAAAAAAUAGUUUUAAUUGUGUAUUAAGAAUGUUUAAAAUGAAAAGUUAAAAAAGCUCGCGUUGUUGGUAUUUGAAGAGAUAUUUCCAUUACCAACCCACUGGUUUAAUAUAUGAAUGGCUUAGUCGUAUAAACAGUACGUUCUCAGAAAGGCUUAAAUUAAACUCGAUUAUUGAUGCGUGUAAAAUAAUUAACACAAAAACUCGACACUCUCAUACUAUUAUGUAGUCCGAGAACUCGUUCGAGAAAUAUCACGCAAUACGUAUUAUUAAUUUAUGGCAUGUUGAAAGAUUGUAUGCAUUUAUAUUUUGAGUAAAUGUUUAAUUUUAAUUAAUGUUUAUGUUCGUAAUGUCACAAUUGAGUUAAGUUGAAGUUUUUUUUUUUUUUGUAUUAUGUCAUUUAUGUUAUGUACCCAGAGUUAUAAUAAAUAAUCACUAUUGGAUCGUUCACAUUUUGAAUGGCAGAUUAUUUUGAUUCUCGGCGCGUGUUUGUUCGAAAAAGAUUAAAAGAUAAUAUCGAAAGAUGAAAGACUGUUUGGUUUAAGCCACAUUUAUCUUUGUAAUUAAAGGUCCGUUUUAUUUGGUAUUAGCAUCAGUAAUUCGGUGUUUUUAAUUGAACUUCAAUUAUGUUUACCCCAUUUGAAUAGCUGAAGAAGUAUUAUUAUCAUUUGCAAAUUUGAAACUUUAAAUGGUUCUCUUGUAAGGUUUUCAAAAAUGUCGCUUUAAAACAUAUAGCCUUUUACCCUUCGACAUAAUUUAUUAACUUUAUUCAGACCUGAACGUAGGUAUUUUCAUGUAAAAGAACAAAACUUACAAGAAAUACAUUUGAUUCGAUGUAAUUCAUUAAUACAAAAAUUUUGUCAUUCAAAACGCGAACGAAGUUCACGGGAUACUCCACACAUAUUACACCUGCCUAAUCAAUUAUUAUUGCAAUCAAAUUUAACCGUAAUAUGAAAAUUUUACAUAUUCACAUUACGUUACAAAAGUAUAAUAAUAUGGUGUGUGUAAUUUGAAAUUUAAACGUGUGUUGGAUGUAAUGCAGAUUCUUCUUCAAAAAUGUUAUGGCUCUUCAAAAACAAAACAAUAGUAAUUCGUCACGAUUAACCCAAUUUAAGAUAUGUAUAAAAUAUUAGACAUUUCUUAGUAGGUUGAGCUAUGCCAUAAUUUAAAAAAUCAAAUAAAAAUUCAUAUAAUUAAUUACAGUCUAAAUAUUGUUUGAACAAUGUCUACUCCACAAAACAGCACACGAGUACAUUUCAUAUUUUAACGUUUAGUUGUAGUGUCCAAGGUUUUUAUAUUCCUGUAUUGUGAAAUGACUGUCAUUUUACGUUGUGAUCAUGUGAGUGCAAAAUUUUUUAUUUAAAAAAAAAACCAGUUUCGAUGACACUUCGUCGACAUUAGGGCAGCAGAUAUAUUUAACAUACAAUAUGUUUUUGUUCUGCACAGUCCGAGAGCAGUAUUUUUUAGAUUUAAUCUUUUAUAAUUAUAAACUUUUUAUUUUUAACGUUUAUCGAAAUUCGAACGUUAGUUUCUAACAAUGAAAUAUUUAAUAAAGAAAAUCACAAAAGUAA
Molecule: messenger RNA, 10109 nt
Organism: Bombyx mori (domestic silkworm)
Lineage: Eukaryota; Metazoa; Arthropoda; Insecta; Lepidoptera; Bombycidae
Product: homeotic protein spalt-major
Exons: 12
Coding region: 293-2473 (726 amino acids)
Biological process (GO): regulation of transcription by RNA polymerase II
Cellular component (GO): nucleus
Molecular function (GO): DNA binding; protein binding
Source: RefSeq, a predicted model, not a curated record